Paramecium primaurelia is the source of this 1644-nucleotide messenger RNA. The record is from the annotation of a GenBank genome assembly. Lineage: Eukaryota; Ciliophora; Oligohymenophorea; Peniculida; Parameciidae.
AUGAGAACUACUCGCAUAGCUCAAACUAAGCAACAAGGAAAUUAAAAUAAAUUGACUUCGAUUAAAAACACACUUAAGUUUCAAUUUGAUGAAGAAAAUGACAAGAAUAUUGAUCGUACUACAAGUCCCUCUGUAACAAUAAAGGAUUUGUGUUAAGAAGACAAGGCAAAAAUAGGAGAUCUAAUAAAAAGAUUAGCAUAAGAAUAAGAAGAAAAUAAAAAGCUAUAAGAGUAAAUAAGAAAAAAGGAAGAGGAAUGCAAAAAGUAAGUAAGCAAAUAUAAAUAACUUUCUGAAUCAGCUAAAAAGGAAUAAAAAUAGACUGAAGAGAAAUUCAAGGAAUCUCUUGAAGUUAUAAAGAAGUUAUAAUAACAGGAAUAAUUAAUUCAAGAAUAGAUGCUACUUACAAGAGUGAAUAAAUUUGACUCAUUCACUUAAUAUGAGAUUGAAAACAAAGAAAAUAAUUCUAAAGUCUCUUAAAAUCCAAUAACACCUUCAAUACUUCCUCAAAAAUAAUAAAAGAGUGAGAUUUUACAAUUAAAAGCAGAAAUUGAAGAAUUUACUAACAGUUUGAAACAGUUAUAGUUUGAAUCAAACAGUUAAGAAAGAUAGGAGAUUUCUCCUUUAAGAAAAGUAAUUAAACCUGAAACCAAAUAAGACAAAUAAAGAGUGAUUCCAAGACAUUAUACCCCUGUAAAUGUACCUAAACAUGAUCAAAAAAAGCAUAUUGAAGUAUAAACAAUGGAUUUAGGAAAUCACAAAAAUCCACAUCAAAAUUCAGCAGAUAAAUAAAUUUAAACAGAAACUGACAGUUUUGCAAUUAAUUCACAUACAUCCAACUUUUUUAAAAAAGAAGAAUAGAUUUAACCAUAAGAAAUAAUAAAAACUCCAUAAAAUUAGUAAACCAUUAGAUUCUGUGAAGAAUUUAAGGCUCUUGAGAACAAAUUAAAAUAAAAUUAUAAUCAAUAUUAUAAUUUUAAUAAAGAUCCAUCUGUCUAAUCUGAUAGUUUUCAAUAAAAUCAAAAUUAUCAAGAUGAAUCAUCAGAUGAAGAAUUUAAUAUAGCUUAAGAAUUACUAAAACGUAAAAAUCUUAGAAUAUCAUAAUAAUAUUAAAAGAGAUCAUCUGUAGGAUCUCAAAGAGACCAAUAGAUUUCUGAUGUUAGUUUACAGAAAUAAUAAUAAUUUCAUCAAAAUAAUAGUCAUUAUUAAUAAUAAAUUUAAUAUCCUUAUUAUUAAUCAUCUUAAUAAUAAUAAAAUUAUUCAGCAUAACAGUAAAAUUUGAUUUAAUCCAAUUAUUUCAAAACUAAUACUCUAAGUUUCAAUUUAACUAAUUAAGAAUAUACACCUUAACAAUCAGUUUAAAAAUCUGCUGAAUAAUUUGGAUCAAGUGUUAUGUAGACUCCUCAAUAAAGAGAAAUGCUUUCACAAUAGUUAUAAUUUUCUUAAAAAGAGGAAGAAAUUGAUUCGGUUAUUACUAGUUUAAAUGGGAGAUCCUUUAAUAAACCUAAUGUAUUUCAAUAAGAGUAAUAUCCAAUGAUUGAAUAAUAACAAGAAUCAUAUUCUUCAGAGUCUUCAAUUCCAAGAGAAGAAUAUCAAAAACUCAUUGAUAGAUACAUGAAAGAUAAUUAGGAUUCUGAUGAUGAUUGA